ACCUUGUGGAUUAUGACGUUUAGUAGACGAAUAUAAAAGCGGUUUGCAACCAUCUCGAGUUUAGUAAAUGUUAUUCUUGAUAACGUUUCAGACAUGAAUCCUCUUGCAACCGUAUCGUUGCUUCUUCUAUACAUUUAUUCAAUUGAUGCAUCGUGUCCACAGGACCAGUUGGCAGUUUAUAAAAUGAUUUUUCAUACAGAAUGGUCAAGAGAGAAAUUCCCUAAACAGUAUCCUGAAUGGAGACCCAAUGCUCAAUGGUCGAAAGUUGUGGGAGAAACACAUAAUGGUUCACGUAAAUUGUGGAGUAUGGGAGAAUAUGCAACAACAGGAAUUAAACUUUUUGCAGAAACAGGUAGAUCUGAAUACAUAGAAGCUGAAAAUAAAAGUGGAGUUUUUGAUAAUUUCUAUGCAAAACCUAUAAAAGUGGGGGUAGGAAAGACGGAAGCAACGAUUUUUCUUGACGGAAAUCACACUAAAGUAUCGAUAAUUAGUAGAAUUGUACCAAGUCCUGAUUGGUUUGUCGGUGUCGAUAGUUUUAAUCUCUGUACAGAUAAUAAAUGGUUAGAUGCAGUAACAUUAGAUCUUGAUCCCAUUGAUGCUGGAACAGAAAAUGGUUUCACUUUCACAGCUCCUAAAUGGUCGACAAAUCCAGCAAUGAAAAUAUCACAGAUCACUUCACAGUUUCCUAAUCAUCAAGCCAAUUCAUUCUUCUAUCCAUCACUACGUAAACUUCCAAGAAUUGCUUACGUGCAGUUUGUCAAAAAUAAAGAAUAUAGUUUAAGAGAAGUCUUUCAACACGAUCCUAAUAAAAAUAUAGAAACAGUCGUAGCUGAUAAACCACCCCCAGCUUACGACAUUUACGUAAAUGAUGGAGUCAAAGUAGCCAAAACAUCAAAGGAGAAUACUAUAAUUAACUCACUUAAAGUCAAAAAUAAUAAAAAAGGACGUCGAAGAAGGCCAAGAAAUUGUAGGGUAAGUGAAUGGUCAGAAUGGAGUGAUUGUAGUAAAACUUGCGGAUUUGGUGAGAAAAAAAGAGAAAGAAAGGUAUUAAAACACGCAUCAAGGGGUGGAAAACCUUGUCCGGCAUUGUUUGAAGUACAUUGGUGUGGAAGUGCAAGCAACUGUCGCAAGAAAGAAUCAUAUUUUUCUUGGCAGAGUUAAUUCUCACACCAUACAGCAUAUGCCAUUCAUAUGUUUGAUAACAUUGAAUCAUAAAUAGAAAAAAACUUGAUCCAAAAAGAUUAGAGAGGAAAAAAAUCAAAAAACAAAAUUAUGUAUAAAUAAUAAGAUUUAUUUAACAAUAAAUUUCACUAUCUAAAACCAUUACGACUAAAGAGAUGAUAGGAAAAAAAAA
Messenger RNA from Centruroides sculpturatus (bark scorpion), 1354 nucleotides. RefSeq names its product spondin-2-like (gene mspo). Bases 94 to 1161 code for a protein of 355 amino acids. Lineage: Eukaryota; Metazoa; Arthropoda; Arachnida; Scorpiones; Buthidae. Gene Ontology annotation, biological process: cell adhesion. Gene Ontology annotation, cellular component: extracellular matrix. The transcript is spliced from 4 exons. The record is from RefSeq and is a predicted model, not a curated record.